Rubroshorea leprosula is the source of this 1738-nucleotide messenger RNA. The record is from the annotation of a GenBank genome assembly. NCBI's taxonomy places the organism in Eukaryota, Viridiplantae, Streptophyta, Magnoliopsida, Malvales, Dipterocarpaceae.
CCAGGGAAGGAAAGGACAGAGAAAACAGAGCGACGGCAAACGUUACCGAUUACAAGCGAAUUCGGAAUCUGGUGAGAGAGAAUCAACGAAGAUGGUUGAGUGCUUGGAGUUGGAGAGAUUCGUGCAGGAUAACGAUGUCGAAUCGAAACCGGUUGAUGACAUCUCGAGUAUUUGCAAAUCCCUUGACCUCAAGGGGAGCAUCGAUUGUGUUUGCGACGGUUCAGGAAUUGCUGCCAAGGAUUUUGGCGGAAUGCAGUCCGUCCGGGCGUUGGCGUUAAUUAGACCGGCCGGAGCGGAGGACGUGGCCCUUAUCGUCAAGGCGGCGGCGCUGUCACCCAACCUGACGGUGGCGGCCCGAGGAAACGGCCACUCGAUCAACGGCCAGGCGAUGGCUGAUGGCGGCCUCGUAAUCGACAUGCGGUCCACUAAGGAAAAUCAUUUUAAGCUUCUGACAAUCAAUGGCUCUCCCUAUAUUGAUGUUUCUGGAGGGGCAUUAUGGGAGGACGUCCUCAAACGGUGCGUUUCUGAAUUCGGCUUGGCUCCGAGAUCGUGGACCGAUUACCUCAACUUAACGGUGGGCGGAACGCUAUCCAACGCCGGCAUCAGUGGUCAAACCUUCCGUUACGGACCUCAAACGUCCAACGUGACGGAGUUAGAGGUGGUAACCGGAAAAGGAGAUAUAAUAACUUGUUCAGAGACUGAAAAUUCGGAACUCUUCUUCGGAGUCCUCGGCGGUCUCGGUCAGUUCGGAAUCAUCACCAGAGCGAGAAUUUUGCUCCAGCCAGCACCAGAUAUGGCGAGGUGGGUAAGAGUGGUAUACGCCGAUUUUGAGGACUUCAGUCGGGACGUAGAGUUUCUCGUGAGUCUGCCGGCCGGCGAGUCGUUCGACUACGUGGAAGGUUUCGUGUUGGUGAACAGUGAUGACUUGGUAAACGGGUGGCCGCAGGUGCCAAUGGAUCCGACCCACAAAUUCGAUCCGACUUUAAUCCCUCCGAACACCGGCUCCGUCCUGUACUGCAUCGAAGUGGUUCUUAAUUACCGCAAAACCGACCCCCCCUCAACUGUUGACGAGGCCGUGAGUCGAUUGCUUGGACAGCUAGCAUUCGUCAAGGGAUUGAAGUUCGAGGUGGACGUGAGCUAUGCGGAGUUUCUGUUGCGUGUGAAGGCUCAAGAGGAAGUCGCAAAGGCCAACGGAAUAUGGGACAAUCCUCACCCUUGGCUGAACCUCUUCAUCUCAAAGUCCCACAUUGCUGAUUUUGACCAAGCGGUGUUUAAGAAAUUGGUGAAGGAUGGAGUCGGUGGACCCAUGCUGGUGUACCCUAUGCUGCGAAACAAAUGGGAUAAUCGGACGUCCGUGGUGUUACCGGAGGGGGACAUCUUUUACAUUGUAGCGUUUUUGAGGUCUACUGUAUACCCAAAGGGACCGGAGGUUGAAAAAUUGGUUGCAAAAAACCGUGAGAUUGUACAGGUGUGCCGUGAGAAGGGAUUGGAUUUUAAGCUGUAUCUUCCUCAGUACCAAUGUCAAGAGGAUUGGAAGCGACACUUUGGGAAUCAAUGGAGCAGGUUUGAGGAGAGGAAACGGGUUUUUGAUCCCAUGGCCAUCCUUGCUCCGGGACAGAAAAUCUUUAAAAGGAGGGUUUCUCAAUCUUAGUACUCAUAUGUUGUUCAGUUGUGUCCAUUUUUGUGAAUUGAAAAUGAAUGUUCCAUUGCAUGAUCAAUAUAAAGAUAAUAAUAAUUC